Messenger RNA from Acanthoscelides obtectus, 327 nucleotides. NCBI's taxonomy places the organism in Eukaryota, Metazoa, Arthropoda, Insecta, Coleoptera, Chrysomelidae. The record is from the annotation of a GenBank genome assembly.
AUGAAUCUUAAUUCAAGGAACCGGUGUAACAUAUUGGUAACGCGGUGAUGAGCUCCGCUAUCCAACCGCCUUCUAUGUUUUUCUGGCAUAUGAGUCUAUACACACUUCUCUCUGGUACACAUUGAACUUAAGCUAUCAAAUUUGGUUCUCAAUGUAUAUAUCUAAAUACCCCGCCACUGGAUUAUCUUUAUAUACACCAACACUGACAACAAUUUAUUUUUAGAAAGCCACGUUAAACAAUAUCAAAUCAAAAACGAAAAGAGGAACUUACAAUAUAAGUAUCACUAUUUGCGUGCUACAGCCAGCAGUUUCCUUUUCUCAAUAUAA